This is a messenger RNA of Amoebophrya sp. A120, 3978 nucleotides long. Lineage: Eukaryota; Dinophyceae; Syndiniales; Amoebophryaceae. The record is from the annotation of a GenBank genome assembly.
AUGCUAGCAAGCUCCUCUGCCGAACAAAGCGACACAGAAACGGAAACUUCAUCGGAUUCAGGCUCUGCUUCCAGCGAGGCAUCGUCCGAGUCCUCCUCUGCAGAUCGAGACGGAGAUGCAGCGGCCCCAGCAGAAAGCGUGGAUGCAGCCUUGCGGAGCGGCGAAGAAGACGGAGGGCACGAGCACGAUGAUCCGAAGCCUGGAUCGGCGGCCGAACGAAACCGGGACAAAGAUGUCAAACCCGGGGCCCGGCCACUGCAGUUCCACGACGCGGGGGCGGAUGACGCACGGUACGCCCGGGCUUUGCAGAAGGAAAGAAAGGCCGUGCACGAGGAGAGGCGCAAGGCAAAGGCGGCGCAGGCCAAGGCAGCGGGCGACCGAAACCCCUUUCCGGCGGGGGAUGCGCAGCGCGGGCAGCACGAGUUCCUGAGUCGGUUGAAAGAUGCCGGAUUUGAAGAGACGUCGCAGAUUCAUUUGUGGACAGUAGAGGCAAAGAGUCAGCUCCAGGAGGCGGAGAGGCUGCGGAAAAAGCCGCAGUACAAAAUGAAGGACAGCGGUUUCUUCCACGUCGCCUACGACUACACCGGUAGACUUCUAAAGAGGAGACAGGCCCAGCUCGUUUUUCGCGACAAGGACGGACAAGAUAAGUACCUCCGCGGCUGGUGCGUCGUGGGAGCGACGCCGGCGGUGUUGCCCACGGACCUGCAGCUGGUCCGCUUUGUCUACAAGGAGGAGCUUGCGCGUCGGUUUGGCACGGGUAAAAACCAUAUCAGACGCAAAUAUGUCUGGGCCUGGAGGAAGUGUUUUGCGUGUUCGGUCUGGGAGACACAAAAGUCCCAGAAGUCUGUAAUUUGUGAGCAGCAAAAGCCACGCACUUUGUGGCGUCCCGAGGCAACGUGUGUCAUGCAGGAUAGGACUUGCAUUUGCGGACGCGGAGCCAUCACUUGCGGUGCUCGAGCGCGCAUGGCAGGCCCGUUAGGCUAUGCGAAGCCCGGGCGGUAUAUUUAUCUUGACAAAUGUUUUCAUGCAAAUUUUUGCAUGCAAAAUCAAAAAAGAUUUAUCUUGACAAAUGAUCAUGCAACCUUCCUCCAGAUCCGGGCCCAGACAUAUUUGCACUUGAUAAGCUUGCUGAUCCUUGCGGCGCACCCGGACAACUGUGAGCGCGGGGGCGCGGAUGAAUUCCGCGGAGGCGACUACGAUGGCGACCUGAACUGGGUCUGCUGGAAUACCGACCUCCUGACUCUCUUGGGCAAGAACGGCAGGAGCCAGAUCCGCUGCUGGAACCUCGGGGACGAUUACUGGGCUGGACGUGUGAAGCAGAUCGAAGACUUUCUGACGGACAGCACCAGAAAAGGCGACGCGGCUGACGCGGGGGAAGAAGAAAAAAAGCCCGGCGCGCUUGCGCAGCAGGUUGGCUCUACCGCGUCCUCCUCCAGUAGUGGCGCGACGAGUUCCAAAAACAGGGCCCCAUUGCUUGGUAGCAACAGCACGCUCGACGAAGACUUCGGGAUAGAAGAGAACUUGGCGCGCACCGUUGGGGAACUUGACGACGACAAUCUGCUUGAGGACGUCAUGCUUGCUGUGUUUCGACGGUAUACGCAACACGGUGGUGGGUUGCAGACGUCCAGCGGCAUAACGGGGAAAGUCACUGCGCGGUGGUUCAACGUCGUCGAGAAAUUCGGUCCUGCGCAUCCGCGCUCAAUCGGACUAGCUUGCUUGACCCGCGUUGUUCUGGACAUGAUUAAGGGAAAUUUGUCGCCAAGGCGCCUGGGCGAGCUGUUGCGGGCAGAGCAGUCACUGGGAGCGGUUCCGCUGGCCUCGUGGCGGACGGGCGAUCGGGCUAGAGCACAAAAAAUUCUGGAUGCCGCGGCGAUGAAGGGGCACGGAACGCUGAGCAUGCGAACGAAGGACGUCGAGAAAAGUGCUCGGGCGCACAAGUUAACCAACCGAGACAUUCGUGAAGUUGUGUCUGAUCUCCUAGCUGAAGAUCCGGAUUUGGUCGACGUUGCGGCCCCGGAGCAGGUGGGAUUUUCCAGUGCAGGGGACAAGGAUGAGCCGAGCCGCGUGGACACGGCUAUGCCAUGAAAAGCCCGUUUGUGCCUGAGUUGUAUAGUGCUUCAGUAUCUCGCUCUCGCCGUAAUUCUUUCCAGAAUGAAGGAGUGCGUCACUACUUACAUUAUUUGAGCGAGGUUGUGUAUUUCUCGCGACCGCUCCAUGCGAGAAUCAAAAUUAAAAACUUCAGACCCACGAUGAAAAAAUAGAUUGCCACUCAACCUCAAGAAGCAGCUGCUGGCGCAUAUAGCAGAUAACUCCGUGCAUGACUCAGGUACGUGCUUACUUUUUCACUUGCAUACCCGAAGCGGAAGACGAUCCUGACUGCGAUUUGGAGGACCAGGAAGUUUUCGACAACAUGGCAGUUUUCGGGCGCGACGAAGGCAGCGACGCGGACGGACCUCUGGAAAACGACUUUUAUCAGGACCUGUCUGCCGACGGUGAGGACCCUGCUCUGGACGCGCCCGAUGUCGAGCAUUCCCGCGGAUCCAGUUCGUCAACCGCAAGCGGCCCCGAGAAAGCGCGCACCGUGGCGAUCAUGAAUAACCUCCGAGCAUACAAACGCUACCGACAGCUCGGGCAUGGCAGCGGCGGGGCAUUCUUCGACAACCUUCAGAAGACGCUGCGGCAGUCUCUCGGCGUGCGGGAGCUCGCCGACUUUUGGCCGCUUGAAGAGGCAACUUCGGGAAGUAGUUCGGGUGCAGCGGAGGGUGAGAAGACGCGCGAGCGCAAUUGUGCAAUUGCGAUGGAGGUCUACCGAAUCUGUAUGCGGGAGAUCAAACACGAGCGAAAAAUGGAGCUUCGGAGCGAGCGGCAGCGGAAGAAGGGCCUGGCGCCGAACAAGACGAAGUCGCUCUGCACUAUGUUGAUGCCGCUGCUCAAAAUCCCCUUCGAGGUCUUCCCGACGGAGUUGCUCGCGAUAAAGACCAACGCCGUGCACAAACGCAAAAGGACCCCGGCGCGGUCGGUUGGGCUCAACUCCAAGCGAACCAUGCUGGCAGUCAAGCGGCUACGCUACUCGCAGGCUGCGAUCUCCCCGGAAUUCACGGACGGGACCCCCAUCCGAACAACGCGGGACGCUUUGGCGGCAGGCCUGUUGACACCGGCGGACUUCCCUCCCUUGGUGGUCUACCUCUGGGGCGGAGAGUACUGGAGCGCAGACAACAGGCGGCUCUGGUGCUUCAAGGAGGCAGCGAGGCUCCGAAACGACCGGGAAUCUUCGGCGCCGUGUAUGCUCGCAUACGUGGACGCGCUGCAGGGACGAAACCGAACAAAGCUGCGCGAAACCGCGGAACCGGGCGCCCUGUCGCUGGAAAAGCUAGAGAAGAAGGCGCACGACAUGACCAUGGACAUGAUCACUACAGAUCCGAAAGUGGCGCUGCACAUCAAACGGAUCCAAGAGCUGUGGCACGAGAAGAUGGGGGACGGUCUUGAUGUCAGAGUGCGAAACUACGACGGUGCGUCUGUGGAUGACGGAAGUGCUGCAGAAGUGAUAGAUCUCGUGGAUGAAGAGUCGGACAGCGUCGAUUGCGUGAUGUUAGACUAGACCUAGAGUUGAGACACACACAUGAAAAUAAAAAAAGUAGCAAGACAAUGGAUUGACCGGUAGAUUCUGAAACCAGUACUUAUAUAUAAUUCGUGACAAAAACAUUCAUUGCUGACACUGACUGACCCAAUAUUGAUACUCGUGACAAAAACAUUCAUUGCUGACUGACCCAAUAUUGAUAUUCGUGACAAAAACACAAACACCCACUGCUGAUCUGACUGUUACAGCCACUGCGGACAGCUUAAACUACUAUAACUCUUCGAAUAUACACAGCCCACCACCAUGUGGUUGAGAGACGAAAGGAAAAGCUAUUGACUCAUGAGCAGAUCAACAUGUGACCGUGAGCCAGUACAAGUGUCAAUAGAAGGUGAGGGCUAACC